Pundamilia nyererei is the source of this 1754-nucleotide messenger RNA. RefSeq names its product cilia and flagella associated protein 210 (gene cfap210). Lineage: Eukaryota; Metazoa; Chordata; Actinopteri; Cichliformes; Cichlidae. Gene Ontology annotation, cellular component: axonemal microtubule. Bases 90 to 1724 code for a protein of 544 amino acids. The transcript has 9 exons. The record is from RefSeq and is a predicted model, not a curated record.
UCAACUAUAAUAAAAUAAAAGAGAACCUUUACUUUGUUUUUUGUGUUUGACAUUAUUUUCUAUAAUAGUAGCCACUCCAUCCGAUAGGAAUGGCAGCGGUGGUUCUGUACGGCCGUCGUAGAGGAGCUAGUAAGAAUGAUGAAGCCAUUAGACCUAUGCAGCCACCAGACCUCCGACAUGUUACUGUCUUACGUAAGACUGAAUGGCUGAGGAUUCAAGAUGAACUGUGUGGGGUUAAUAAAGAAGAGAAGAGAAUAAGAGAGGCAGCUAAACAGCGAGAGAACCUACACCUGCAGUCACAGGAGGUGGUGAAACUUUGGCCUGAUACCCUCCAUGGACAAAGGCUGAAAAGGCUGCAGGAAAAGAAGAUUCGAAAGGAAAUUGAGGAGGAGCAAAUGAGACUGGCUGAUUUAGAAGAAGCUAAAUACCAGGAGCAGAGGCGGAAGGAGAUUAUUGAAAAAGCCAAGACUCAGCUCUACUGUCAAACCGACAGAGUCAAAGGACUACAUAGUGCACUCCUGCUGACAGAGGUGCUGAAGGAGAGGGAUGCUCAGAUUGAGCUUAAACAAAGAAGAAAGAGUGCCAAUAUAGAUGUGGACAAGGCAUUUCUGCAUAUGGUACAGACUAGAGAGGAUGAAGCCUCGAAACAGGAGCAGGAGAAGGCAAUGCAGAGGAAGCUUGUGAGACAGGUUGCUGUAGAAGACCUGAGAAACCAAAUAAAAGAAAAUGAGCUGUUGAGAGAGCGACAGAAGCUGGAGAGCAAGAAGGAUGGAGACGAAAUCCAGCGUCUCCAAGCGCUGCAUCAGCUGGAGCGAAGGAUGGAGGCAGAAAGACAAGCAAAUCAGAAAAGAAGCCUCAUGCAAGCUUGCCAGGAGCAUAUCACCAACAGAGACCUCGUAAGAGCCACGGAUGCUCAGAAACAGGAAGCUGAAGAGGAGCAAAGGAAACUGUUUCUCUCUACUAAGCAAAAAAUCAUCAAGUUACGCAAAGAAAAAGAAAAAGAGCUGCUUAGAGAGGCCCAGACACGUAGAGACAGGAUCAUAAACAAACUGACGGUCACACAGCAGGAGCAAGCUGUCAGCGAGGAGCAGAAAAUCGCAAAGGCUGUCGCAGAGAGCGAGGCAAAACAGGCGCAGCAGCAACUGGAGGAGGAUGAGAAGAAAGCUGCAAUGUUGAAGUCCAUCAGUGUACACAGAGAGCUAAUGAGACAAGAGAAGGAGGAGAAGGACAAAAUAGAGAGGAAGAAGGCCCAAGAAGCACUGCAGGCCAAGAAAGAGGCUGACAGAAUAUUUACUGAGAAGCAGCAACUAAAGGUUAAGAAAAUCAGAGAAGAAGAAAGAGAGGUGCAAGACUUCAAUGCUGCGCAAAUGGCUGAAAAAGGUGCCAGACUUCAGCAGCUGAGACAACAGGAACAUGAGUUUGAAGUGAAGAAUGCAGAACUCAUCGCUGAAGAGGAAAACCGCUUCCAGCAGUAUUCACAGCAAAUCAUCAAUGCUGCAGCAGAGGCUCAGCAAAACGUGUUUCCACUUUGUAAAGCUGCGAGGGAAGGGAUCGGAGGUGGGUCUGGUCCUGUUUUUAGUGGAGUCAGGCCAAGUUACCUUGUUCAGGACCGCACUGGAGCUCAGAUGCCCAAAUACGUGUCAUUGGCCACCCAGAACAUCAAAAAGCUUCACCAAGCUGUAGAUAUUCAGGAUGCCAAGAGAAGACUUGGAUUCACAUGGUGAUAGGUUACAUCCAGUUUGAGUGCACUUCCA